Messenger RNA from Fonticula alba, 6566 nucleotides. RefSeq lists its product as hypothetical. Gene Ontology annotation, cellular component: cytoplasm. The transcript has 11 exons. The record is from RefSeq and is a predicted model, not a curated record. The coding region runs from base 1 to 6438 and encodes 2145 amino acids. Gene Ontology annotation, molecular function: adenylate cyclase activity. NCBI's taxonomy places the organism in Eukaryota, Rotosphaerida, Fonticulaceae. Gene Ontology annotation, biological process: intracellular signal transduction; cyclic nucleotide biosynthetic process.
AUGCCUGGAGGCUGGUGGCCGGGCGAGGCCGACCCGGGCAUCGAGCUACGCACAGUGUCACCGCCGCCCAGGCCGGAAGUCCGCGACGUGGACGACGGGGAGACUUCCGACACGCCGGCCGAGGCGGCGGAUCCGUGCGACAGCCGGCCCACCGAGCACCACGGCCCGAGCAUUCCCCCAACAGACCCGGCCCCCCGGGGGAUCCUCAAGCGCGCGGCGCCCGGGUCGCUGGCCUCCUCGGAGGGCCUCCCCUGGGCCGGGCCCGGGAUGCCGGCGUUCGCGGCCGAGUCGCACGGCUCGCACGGGGACCCGCAUGGGAACCGGCCCAGGGACCGGCAGGGCGAUCGCCAGGGCAGCCUCGCCAGCGCCUCCAGCGACCAUGUGGCCGGGGCAUCGAGCGAGGCGGUGGCCAGCGCGUCGAGUGGCACGCUGGCCGGCGGCCGGCCGGCCGGGCUGGACCACCGCAUCGCCUCCAUCUUCACCUGGGUGGCGGACACCUUCAGCCUGCAUGACUUCAUCGAGAUCGAGCAUGUCCCGGUGGAGGAUUUCCCCUUCGCGGGGCUGGCGGCCGCCGGGUCCAGCUCCGGGUCCGAAUCCGGCUGGGCCCCGGGGCCGCAGUCGCCGGCCAGCGAGGUCGACGCGUAUGCCCGGUCGCCGGGGCAUGUGGCCCCGGUGCCCGGGGACCUCCGCCGGGGGUCCAUGCAGCAGCCGCCGCGGCCGCCGCUGGCCGCCGGCCGUGCGGCGGCCCACCACAACCGGCGGUCCUCCACCCCCUCGACGGUGCCGCACCUGGAGGGCCGGCGGUACUCGCUGUCGGCCGGGGGCCGGCAUGACCGCCAGGCCCCGGGGCCCGGGGCCACGAUGGUGGUGGCCGGGCCGCCGGCCACGCCGGACCGCUCGACCUCGCCGGCCCCCGGGCUGACGGUCCUCUCGGCCACGGCCCCGGGCGGGCGUCUUGCCACCGCCGGCAGCCUGCUGGCCGGGCCGGCCAGCGGGGUGGCCGCCCCCGGGCCGCUGCUCACGGUGCGGCCCUACUCCCCGGUGCGUGUGCAGCGGGCCGGCCCGCGGCAUGCGCCCUUCAUCGGCGAGGCGGAGUUCCGCAUGCCGUCGACAUUGGCCCCACUGGCCCGGCCGGCCCUCAGUGCCAGUGUCCUGUCCAUGGCCGGUGGCGAGGGGGCCUCCCCGCCGCCGGGGGCCUAUUGGCCGGGGGGGUCCCCGUCACCGAGGCCGGCGCCGGCGGAUGGCGGCCCGUCGGCCCUGGGCAUGGGCCACGGGUCGGCGGUUUCCUCGCCAGCAUUGUCGCCGUCCUCAUCGAGCCCGGGCGCGGUGUGCUCCUCGGCCUCCUCCUGCUCUUCCUCGGCCUCGGCCUCCUCCUCCUCCUCCUCCUCCUCCUCCUCCUCCUCCUCCUCCUCCUCGGCCUUGGGCUCCCUGCCGAGCCCAUCGUCGAUGGAGGCCUCUUCCGCGGGGUCCGGCCGGUCGGCCUGGGCGUCGGGCGAGCUGCACCCGGCGCCGGGGGUCCCGCUGCCGGCGGCCACCCGGCCGCGCAUCCGCAUCCGCCUGAGCCGGCGCCCGGAGGGGGACCUGGCCGAUCCGUACCUCCGGCCGCCGACCGUGCAUGGGCCCGGGUCCGCGGCCCACGGGCCGACCUCCGGCGUCCGGGCCCUGCGGUCCAGCCACCUUCGCUUGGCCAGUCGGUCGGGGUCCUACGCCGGGUCGUGCGACUCGGCGGUCCUGGUGGUGACGCCGGUGGACCUGUUCUUCCUCGGGCGCAAGUGGCAGUCCCCCGGGGACAAGCGCCGGGAGCGGCGUCUCGUCCGGCAGCUGGACACGUCGCGCCCGGCGCGACUCGUCGCCCGGCCGGGCCAGGCCACCCCGGCCGCCGUCGACACCACCCCCCCGGAUGUGACGCGCGACCUGGCGGACGGGUUGCCGGCCGUGCCGAGCCUGGCCGCCACCCCUGGCGGGCCUGCCGACCGGGUUCCCUCCCUGGCGGCGGAUGCCGCCCCCUUGCCCGGGCCUGCUGCCACCAUUACGGCGAUCCCGGUGGCCGAUCGGCGGGGGUUCUCCGCCGGCGCCGGCGGCUUGACCAUCCACACGGCCGGGUCGCCGAGCACCGCCGGCCCGGCCAGCCCCCUGGCCAUGCGCACGCUCACCGGCACGACCACCUCGGCCGACUCGGCCCCGGUGUCGCCGGUCAACCCGGACAUUGACAUCGCCUCCUUUUUCGGCACCUGGAGCCCGGGGGACCUGGACCCCGAUGAGGAAGAGGAGGAGGAGGAGGACGACGACGACGAGGAAGACGACGAGGAGGAUGACGAGGAGGACGGCGAGGAGGAUGACGCUGACCCGAGCGGCCCCCUGGGCGCCGGGAGCAUCACACCCCCGACCGAUGGCGGCUCCACCUCACUUGCCUCGCCCUCGUCGGCCCCGCAGUCGGCGGCCGAGCAGGGCGCCGGGGUGGUCGCCGCCCCGCCGCCAGCUGCAUUGCGCGUGCGCUCUCCCCGCCUGGCUCCCGCCCGGACGCGGGUGAGCCAUCCGCAGUUUGCGGCCGGGCCAUUGCCCGGCGGCCCGACGGACCGGCCGGCACCGAGCCUGGUGGCCGGGGCCCGCGCGGCGGCGCUACUCGGCGCCCGGCGAUCCUCCUGGGCGCCCGUGCUGCUGGACAUGAAUGCGCGCAAUGCCCGCGGGGGCAUUCACAACAAGGAUUCCUGGGCACCACGGGCGGCCGGCGGGGGCCCGGUUACGGCGGCCCCGGCGCCGGGCUUCGGCCCGAAUGACCUGGCCGCCUCGUCGUCGCGCGGGGGCCUCGCCUCGUCGGGCGGGCCUUCGCCCCAGCCCGGCGGGCUGGCGGGGUCCGUGGGCGACGGCCCGGCCGGGCCCGGGCUGCUGGACGCCAGCUCCUCGGGGGAUGCCCUGCCGGGGCCCGGGUCCGGGGGUCCUUCGCCCAGUCGGUUUUCCUGGCGCGGGCGUCCGGCAUCGAUGGUCGGGCGCCCGGUCGAGGGGGCGGACGCCCAGCGGCCCGGUCGGGGGACCGGCGGCCCGGCCUCCGCCGGCACGGUGCCCGGCCCCGGGCGAGCCGCCCUCGGGCCGACCCGGCGGCGGUCCACCAUCACGUCGGUCUUUCGCCGGCCGCGCACGCGCUCCGGCUCGGACUCCGACCAGUCGGUGGAUGUGGGUGCUUCUGGCGACCUGCGAUCCUGGCAUGCCUCCUCGUCGCCCUCGCCGAGCGGGUCCUUCGGGUCUUCCUCCGGGGCGUCGGCCGUGGAGGAUGCCGAGGGGGCCGGGCUCCGGGUGCGGCCGAGCUCCCCGCCGCCGCCGCCGGCGCCGCCGCCGCCGGCGGGCCCGGAGGCGGCCGACUUGCCCGAAGCCUCGGCCCCGGAUGCGGCGCCCGGCAUGGGGCUCGCCCCCGGGGCCGGUGCCGUGGCCGGCGUGGCGGCGAUCACCAUGGCCGAGGGCACGGCCGCGACACCCGCCCUGCAGGCGGCCGCCUCCCCGGGGCCGGCCGGGCCCGUUGUGGUGGUGGCCCCGAGCGCCGACCCGGGCCGGGUCGAUGGCAUCGGCGCCACGGUGGCCGGGCCCCCCUCCCCGAGCCAGGCUCCCGGGGCCCUCCGACGGAAUACCUACUCCACGUCGGCCCCGUCGUCGGGGCUGUCCUCGGCGAGCCUCUCGCUGCCGGGGUUCCGCCGGCAGCGCUCCGACCAGUCGGUGGCUUCCUCCAUGGCCGAGGGGCCGGCGUCGUCCGGCCGGCGGCCCGGCACCCGGCGGCGCUCCCAAGCCAAGGACAUGUCCCCCUCCAGCCGGCCGUCCAUCGCGGCCGUGGUCAUUUGGGUGAAUGCCCUGCUGAUCACCAUCGGCGUGGCGGUCAUCGUCACCGUGGCCCUGGUCGGCUCCAGCCGCGAGACCACCUCCACCAUCCGCUCGCUGGCCAACCAGCUGGCCAGCCGGGCCCAGAUCAAUCUGGACCUGGCGCUUGACAAUGCCGAGGCCCUGAGCUCCGUGCACUUGCCCUACUUCCUGCACUUUGGCCACACGCCGGCCGACUGCCAGCGUGCCUCGCGACCGCUGCUCUACUCCAUGCAGCAUGAGUCCCUGCUGGUCAGCAUGGUCCACCUGUCGGACGGGCUGGGGAGUUUCUGCGGCGCCUCGCGCGCUGGCACCUCGCCCAAAGACGACCUCGGGGUCCGAGUCACCCGCAUGCAGCCUCCGGCCGGGGACCCCACCGGCCCGGCCACCAUGCAGCUGCAGGAGUUCCUCCACCAUCCGGAAGCGUGCUCCCUGUCGGACUUCUCCUGCCCGGUGUUCGACUACCCGCCGCCGCUCGGGCGGGGCCCGGAGUUCUCCCGCUCGUAUGACCCCCGCACGCGGAGCUGGUUUCAGGCGGCUGCCGCCACCACCGGGCCCGUGUGGUCGGAUAUCUACCUCUACUCGUCGUACCACCGCCUGGGAUUCACGACCGCCCUCCGGGCGGUGCCCCUCGACAGUGCGGCACCCAGGCCGGCCAAUCACCCGGUCAUCAUGUCGACGGACGUUUCGCUGGCCGAGUUGUCCACCUCCCUGCGCAAGCUCCUGACCGAGGUCCAAAGCCAAGGGGACAUGGCCUCCUUGGGGGUCGUGUCGAAUGGCGCACACCUGACCCGACGCUCGGCCCUGACCCGGAUGGCCGAUGCGCUAGACCGGCUGUGGCCUGGCCGUCGGGCCGGCGCUGCCACCGCCUCGCCCACAACCGGGGAUCUCGGCGCGCCGACACUCUUGCUCCUGGAUGCGAAGGGCUUCCUGGUCGGGGUGGCCUUGAGCGAGAGCCACCUCGAGAGCGCGGUCUCCGGAUCGGGCUCCGGCGAGCAGGUAAAGCUGGUCAAGACCCCGGCCGAAGGCUGCACGCACACUUGCUCGGUUCGUGACUGUUGCAUGGUGCACUCGCAGGACAGCGACAAUGCGCACAUUCGCCUGAUUGCGUCGUACCUGGUCGCCCGUGGUGUCAUCCCCCCGGCGCCGACCGGCGCCCUGUCUGUGCCCGGCGCCCCGGAUGCCGCUGCCAACGAUGUCUCCUCCUCGCGGACCAGCCGUGUGACCUACUUCGAACCGGACGACCGGCUGUCCAUCGCCCACCUGCAGUAUCACCGCGGCUCGAACCUCCGGUGGCGCAUCGUGGCGGCCUUCGACCGGCAGCAGCUGACCCUGGCCCUGGCCCGGCGCUAUGGCACCAUCGUCUCGGUGGUGGCGGUGCUGCUGCUGCUGCUGUCGGUCUUCUUGUCGAUCCUGCUGAAUCGCUUCCUGACCAACCCCCUGCUGGCGGUGAUCCGGCACCUAGAGGAGGUGGCCGCAUUGCAGGAAAGCCCGCAGGUGGUCAAGCGGCGCUUCCGCCGGUUCUCCUUCUUCCCCACCUUCCGGUCGCUGUUCUCCUCCUCCGAGAAGAUAGACGUGUCGCCCUCUGACGCCAGCCUCGCCACCGUUGGUCAGCCACGCCGGGCAGGCGGCUCCUCGUCACUGGUAUCCUCCAGCCGGCUGGAGAUCGAGGAGGUCAAUGAGAUCCGCGACGCCCUCCUGUCCUUGCGCGUCGGGUUGAUUUCCUUCCUUCGGUAUGCCCCGCGGCAGGUGGUCACGCUGUUGGUCCGGGAAAACCGCCGGCCCAUCCUCGGCGUCGAUCCCACCGAGGUGACGGUCAUGUUCUCGGACAUCGCCAACUUCGCCGACCUGACGCAGGCCUUCGAUGAUGCCCAUGUGGUGGAGCUUCUCCAGCGCUACCUCUCCUCCACCAUGAGCGUGGUCGUGGCCAAUGAGGGGCUCAUCGACAAGUUCAUGACCGACGCGCUGAUGGCCUUCUGGAAUGCCCCGGAGCCGUAUCCCUACCCGGAUGGGCAUGCGGCGGCCGCCUGCCGCGCCGCCCUCGAGGCCCUGAGCAAGAUGGAGGCCGCCCGGGCCGACUGGGCGCUGGCCGGCCUGCCGCAUGUGCAGGCGCGCUUCGGCCUGCACACCGGCAUCUGCCUGGUGGGCAAUCUCGGCUCGCGGAAUCGGCUGAGCUUCACAUGCAUCGGGGACAAUGUGAAUCUGGCGUCCCGGCUGGAGGGCCUCAACCGGGUGUACGGCACAUCCAUCGUCCUGUCCGGGGCCACUCGGGCCCAAGUGCAGGGGUCCUUCGUGACUCGGGUGCUGGAUAAUGUCACGGUCAAGGGCAAGGCCCAGCCGGUGACCGUGUGCGAGCUGAUCGGCCACAAUGACGUGGUCAGUGCCAAUGUGGCGGCCAGCAUGCGCUCCUUCGACCAGGCCCUUCAGCUGAUGACCCAGCGGCGCUUCGCCCAGGCGGCCGUCUUGCUGGAGGCCUUCCAGGCCCAGUACCCGGGGGAUUUGGCCUGCCAGGAGCACCUGGCCCUGGCCCGGCGCCUGGCCGCCGACCCGCCCCCCGACGAGUGGGUCUUCCUCCGGAAGAUGGACACCAAGUAGCGAAGUGCCGCCUCGGUGGCGUCCCCGUCCCCCGGUGGGGGGAGGCGUGGCCGGCUUGCGGUUUUGCUGCUCGGCCACGUCCAUCGGCGCCGAGCCCCCUCGCCCUCCCUCCCCCCCCCUCUCUCUCU